CGUGGAAAGUCACACCCUGUUACCCGCGGUACAAGACGUCCAGCACUCAUGGACCCAGAAGGAUUGCACCGAGAAGGGUUUAGCGACGAAGCGCCACUGUUCAGCAUUUAUAUUCGCAAGGGUGGCGUACGACGGGAUGAGGGUGACGACAAAGCAGGGACUUCCCCAACGUCUCGGCGCGCAUCAAUCGACGAUAAUAGCAAGAAUGGCAAGGACCUGGACAGCGACGAUCAUCCCACCGAUCCUGCCAAUGAUCCCUUAGAGAAAGAAGUCAUGCCAGUUGGUGGCAGUGCCUGCGGGCGUAUCGCCGCAUGGGCCAGAGAGCUCCGAGAGACGUUUGGGUUACCGUUCUUGUCGAUGAUCGGCACAGUAUACUUUGUCCAAGGGUUCAACAGUUUUAGCUCGUUCGCGUUGGGGUACUUGAUCAAAGACGUGAUGAAGCUACAACCAGCGGACUCCCAAGCAGUCAUGACGGCAACUGGCAUUCCAUGGGGUAUCAAACCCGUGUACGGGAUCCUCUCAGACAGUCUACCGCUCUUUGGAUACCGGCGCAAGUCGUACCUGGUAAUGAUGAACAUGGUCGGCAUUGCCGCGUUCUACAGCCUGUACUCGAUCACUCCCGACUCGCCCGUGGCGUUCCUGAUGCUUGUCUUGGUUGCGUCCAGCAUGACCACUGCGGUCAGCGACGUCAUCAUUGACGCGUUGGUCGUCGAGCGCGCUCGACUUGACCCCACGAACGGGGCUACAGACCUGCAGUCGCUGACGUGGAGCAUGAUGUCACUUGGCGGCAUCCUCGGAUCACUCCUCGCUGGGCCAACUACGAGCUACCUCGGCCCCAACAUGGUGUUCUUGCUCGCGUCCGUAGGCCCCAUCACGCUUUUCUUCCUCUCGUGCUCGAUGUCGGAAGCCAAAGCCACGACACACUCAAACAAAUCAUGCACCCAGGUCGCUCGGGAGCAAGUGCGAUUGUUGAUGCAAGCACUACGCGUGCCUGUCGUGUGGCGGGCAGCGUUGUUUCUGUUUGCCGCGACGGCUAUUUCGCCAUCGUUCGGUCAGAUUCAAUUUUACUUUGUUACGGAAGAACUCCAUUUCUCGGAAGAAUUUCUAGGCAACAUGAAUGCUUUGGGAUUUGUCUUCUUGAUGGUCGGCACGAUUGUGUAUAACUCGUGCUUCAAGAACGUACCGUUCCGCACCAUGUUCUUCCUUGCCCACAUCGGCCUCGCCCUUGUGUCGCUGGCCGAAGUUCUCCUUGUGACUCGGCGCAACUUGGACCUGGGUAUCCCCGACAAGUGGUUUGUCAUCGGCGACGCAAUCAUCUCGGACAUCAUUAGUCGCUUGAAGACGAUGCCACUGCUCGUGCUGUGCGCCAAACUUUGUCCCAAGGGCAUCGAAGGCACAUUCUUCGCGCUCUUGAUGUCGAUCACCAACAUGGGGUGGACUGCGAGCUCGUUUUGGGGCGCGGCCUUGUGCACGCAUCUCGGGAUUGCCCGGAGCUUGUAUGGCAAUCUUUGGAUUGCCAUCGUCAUCCGAAGUGUGAUGAAGGCCGUGCCGAUCAUGUUCCUCUUCCUCCUCCCAACGAUUGACCCCCAAGAUGAAGUCGAAGCCAUGACGUCCAACGAGGAUGAUAACUUGAUGGACAACCGCUCAGUGGACAGCCGGACCACCGCCACCAUGACCGACAUCGAAAUGGACGACCCCGUGGAACAGGAUGAGUUCUUGGCCCAAAAGGCGCGCUCAUGAGAAAUUCGGGUCAGUUUACACACUCGGGUGAUGGAUAUUGGCAUUGGGCAAAUUGAUUCUUUGCACCGUCAGUCCCUACAUGACACCUUUGCCAUGGCUUCGCGAACUCGCCCGAUUUGCCUCAGUGCAAUGUGGUGUAUUUGAUGUUGAUGCGCGUUCAUCGUAAUUUGGCACCUGACGGACGCCCUUAUGCGCCACUACUUUCCAACACCGUCUGCAGGUUUUUCAUGAAACUGAGGGUCUGAAUAAUUGUACGGAAUCAUCCUCAC
This is a messenger RNA of Aphanomyces invadans, 2009 nucleotides long. RefSeq lists its product as hypothetical. Lineage: Eukaryota; Oomycota; Saprolegniomycetes; Saprolegniales; Verrucalvaceae. Gene Ontology annotation, cellular component: membrane. The coding region runs from base 49 to 1740 and encodes 563 amino acids. The record is from RefSeq and is a predicted model, not a curated record. The transcript is spliced from 3 exons.